GUACGUAGGGAAGGGCACAGGUGAUGCACCUGUCUCAGGAAAGGAGCACUAGCACAGGUGUGUCAUAACUUCUCAGCCGCCUGUCUUAGAGCAUGAGCUCCUUUGAUCCACAAACACACUCUCCACCACACUGCAGUCCGCAAUUUCCAAAUAUUGGUCAAGAACCUCCAGAGAUGAGUAUCUACUAUGAGAACUUUUUCCAUCCACAGAACAUCCCUAGUCCACAGCGACCGAGCACCUUUGAGACAACGGAUUACAACACCACUCCUAAUCCUUACCUCUGGCUAAAUGGACCUUCCAUUACCCCACCACCGUAUCUCCCAGGAUCCAAUGCCAGUCCCUUCAUUCCUCAGUCUUACGGGAUGCAAAGGCAGCUCUUGCCUAACAUGCACGGCUUGGGAGGAACUGACCUUGGCUGGCUUCCUCUCCCAUCCCAAGAAGAGCUUAUGAAGUUGGUUAGACCACCUUACUCCUACUCUGCACUUAUUGCCAUGGCUAUCCAUGGAGCACCCGAAAAGAGGCUGACUCUCAGUCAGAUCUACCAGUAUGUGGCUGACAACUUCCCAUUUUAUAACAAAAGCAAAGCUGGCUGGCAGAACUCCAUACGGCACAACCUGUCUCUCAACGACUGCUUCAAGAAGGUGCCUCGAGAUGAAGACGAUCCAGGAAAAGGGAAUUACUGGACUCUGGACCCGAACUGUGAAAAGAUGUUUGACAAUGGAAACUUUCGCAGGAAGAGGAAAAGGAAGUCUGAUGUUGGGGCUAGUACUGCCACUCUUGUAUCUGAGAAAUCAGAGGAUAGUGCCCUGACUGGCAGCCCCAAAGCUGUAGAGCAUCAGGAUAUCUUGGAAAACUCAUCACCUGGGACUGACAGUUCACCUGAGAAAGGAUCUCCACCUCCAUCUUCCAGCAGCCCAUGCCUCAGUAACUUCCUCUCCACUAUGACUGCAUAUGUUAACGGCUCUAGCUCCGUGAGCCGCUCAGUGCCUUUGGGACUCAACUCUGAACCCAUUGACAAAAUGGGACAGAAUAUGGUAGGCUUUAAUUCCUACUCUCCACUCUCUAACAUCCCCAGUCAUGGUGUGGGAGAGUGGUCUAAUUCUAUGCCUUCUAGCCACCUUGGCUACAGCAACUCUGUGCUCAACCAGUUUAACACUCAUUUUUACAGCAGUAUCAGCACAAAUAACACUCUGUAUUCCAGGGAAGGAACAGAGGUUUAAAUGAAAGAUUCUAAGACACCAAAGUAUAGCUAUUUAUGAGAUUAAAUGAUCUGUGGGCAGAUGAUUAGCGUUAGCCUGUUGUCUCUGGGACCCACACUGCAUCCUACCUUCUGACAGCAACAAACUUGUUACCCAUUAUAUUCAUACAAAUCACAAACACUCGACGUUCGGCAGCUCCACAUAGAAAUCAGGGAUCCAUAACAGCAAGUGUAGUGAAGAGUUCUCUCUGAGACACUGCACUCGUAUUGCUGCCAACCAUGGUCCUCUACAGACAUCCUUAAGAAGUUACUUCAUGCCUUAGGUGUGAAGCUUUUUCUGGCACGGUACUAAUAUUGCUGUGCUUUUUAAAAGUUCUACUAGAAGUGUGGUUAUAUCUUUAAAUAUCCUCUCUUGCUGAUAUAAGCUGCCUGUACUAGACAUGCUUAGCAAGUUCUUAUUUGGCCAAAGCUAUUUUGAGACACUGAAGGAUCUAUAAUAAAAACUACUGUAUAGUGAUUAACAACCAACACUCGAAUGGUGAGUGCUGUCUUUGGUUUUCUCUCAUACUAGUGCAUACAUUGUCUAAAUUUUGAUCCCCUUUCAACCCCAAGAGGAAUAUGGCUGUGAAACAAGCCAGUAUCAUCAUGGACACAACAGUCAUUUUGAAGUGAAGGGAAGCAUAACAAAAUAGAAUGGAAUUGUCUUCUGCUGGUGCAGCUGGAUCUUCAUGUUUUCCAUUAUAAUGACAGGGUCAAUUUUUUUAUUUUUCCUUACACAUGCAAUCUAUUCACAUAAGGAAAACUGGAUCUGUCCUGAAUAUAUAUAUAUUUAAUACAUGUGUUUUCUAAGAACAAGACACAUUUGUUCUGUCUUAACCUUUUACAUGAAUCAUUACUACUGUACUGAGUAAAGAAUUUGAAUAGUGGCGGGGGGCGCACGGGGAAGAAGAAAGGGCAGGUAGAAAGUUUAAGUCCCUGUACUGUACUUUUUUUUUCUCAUUUUGUAAAAGUCCAUGCUGUUUGUCCUUCUGUAAAUAUUAGAAAUAAUGAUUAUUUUUUCUAAACUCUACUGUAGCCUCAAACAAAAUUUCAAAAUAUGUAUGACGUUUUUUCAAACCAAGACUUGAAUCACAUUCCACAUUUAUGUAGAGUAAUAUCUCAAACUGGAUAACCUGCAGCAUACAUAGACAAGAAGCUUUAACUGUUCACAUAUGGGCCCUGACCAGACUUUUGGAAUAAUAGAAA
Chroicocephalus ridibundus (black-headed gull) is the source of this 2443-nucleotide messenger RNA. It is a transcript of the gene FOXI1, whose product is annotated as forkhead box I1. Lineage: Eukaryota; Metazoa; Chordata; Aves; Charadriiformes; Laridae. Bases 93 to 1220 code for a protein of 375 amino acids. Gene Ontology annotation, molecular function: DNA-binding transcription factor activity, RNA polymerase II-specific; RNA polymerase II cis-regulatory region sequence-specific DNA binding. Gene Ontology annotation, biological process: cell differentiation; regulation of transcription by RNA polymerase II; anatomical structure morphogenesis. The record is from RefSeq and is a predicted model, not a curated record. The transcript has 2 exons.